AUGGAUCUUGACGGCGAAUUUGUGGAGGUGCUCGAGGAAGACUUCAAGGAAUGGCCAUCCUCGACAAGAUCUAGGGCUGUGGAUCUUGGGGGUAUAUCCGGUACCACCAAGGUAGUGAGGGAGCACACUGUUGUAGAACGGAGAGCUUUUACCAAAGAAUUAAAGGAGUUCCAAAACUACCGGCCGGAUCAGGACUUGGAUGAUGAUGAACUCGAGCAAAGAGCUACCAAAUUAAUAUCACCCUUGAAGGAAGAGUUUGAUGCCUUUUAUAUGGACCCAGCCUCUCCGAUGGAUGAAGAGCAGGAUAUAUUUGAGUCUACUAGAAUAAACCCAUUCGGGUACUCAAACCCAAUGGCAGAUUAUGACUUUUUAGAGGAUGAAUCUACGUGUUCCUUCGAGGGCAUAUUUGGUGCCCUGAAUGACGCUUUCGGAGAACUCGACGUCGAAGGAUACAUCGCUGAUGCAACGUCCGGCGAGUACGAGAUGGAGGACCACGACGACAUACGGUUUCCUGAAGCGGGUCUCGAAGAUGCUAGAGAGACACUCCUUCACGGUAUCUCAACGUGCUUCCAUUUUUCGAGACAGAACUGCAAGUGUGACGAUUGCAGGGAAGAAAACCAAGCCGAAAAGGCGAGAAGAGGGCUGAGGGAGGCAAAGGAUUAUCUAAUUGAGGAUAGUUUGCUUAAAUGCCGCAUCGAAAUGCUCCUCCACAACCAGGAAAAGCAAACUAAUCUUGGGCCGAGACCCGGAGAGCAAGAUAUGGAUCCUUCACAGAGGGCCGAAGAGCACGCGAUCAGAUUGUCCAACCAAGCAACGGACCAGACCGAGGAUGAAAUCAACACGUUCCUAGACUUAAAUUGGUACCUCGAGGAGCAAAGUAAGUUGAGACGGCGCUUUUUCAUCCAGUCAAAGCAGUAA
This is a messenger RNA of Venustampulla echinocandica, 918 nucleotides long. RefSeq lists its product as uncharacterized. NCBI's taxonomy places the organism in Eukaryota, Fungi, Ascomycota, Leotiomycetes, Helotiales, Pleuroascaceae. The record is from RefSeq and is a predicted model, not a curated record. The coding region runs from base 1 to 918 and encodes 305 amino acids. The transcript has a single exon.